This is a messenger RNA of Ogataea polymorpha, 5003 nucleotides long. RefSeq lists its product as uncharacterized. Gene Ontology annotation, molecular function: protein binding. Lineage: Eukaryota; Fungi; Ascomycota; Pichiomycetes; Pichiales; Pichiaceae. Bases 3141 to 5003 code for a protein of 620 amino acids. The transcript has 2 exons. The record is from RefSeq and is a predicted model, not a curated record.
UGACCUUCGCAAUUGUCGGCUGUGGGAUUGUCGGACUUUACACGGCUCUCAAUCUUGUUGAGAGUGGCGUCAAAGGUUCUGAAAUCACCAUUGUAGCAGAGUAUCUACCUGGCGACCAGUCGAUCAACUACACGUCUCCCUGGGCCGGAGGUAACUUCAGCUGCAUAUCUCCAGAUGAUGCUCAGACAUUACAUUUUGAUGAAACCACAUACAAACACUUGGCUGCCAUUCGAAAAGUUCUGGGCCCCGGAUGUGGUCUAGACCGCCGUCCGAGUACUGAAUACUGGGACUAUCUUCCUGACAAGCGGAAAAUUGAUUCCUUGAGCUCGUAUUUACAGGAUUUUGCGAUUAUUCCGUCAUCCCAACUUCCUCAAGGAGUGGUUUUCGGUAUCAAAUAUCUUUCCUGGAACUUCAACUGUCCAAAGUUUCUUGAAGUGCUAAAAGAAUACCUCGCUUCCACUGGCAUUGUCUUUGUGCGGAGGAAAAUCCAGAAUGUCGACGAGAUGUUCGAGUUUGCUAGUACAGUUUUCAACUGCACGGGAAUCGGCGCCAGAGCACUUGGGGGAGCCGAGGACAAAAACAUCUAUCCUGCCAGAGGCCAGGUUGUGGUUAUCAAGGCUCCUCACAUUAACGAGAACAGAAUGAGAUGGGGACCCGAGGACGUAACCUAUAUCAUUCCUCGACCAGAUUCUCAGUCUCAAGUGGUGUUGGGUGGUUAUUUGCAGGCCAACAACUGGUGUGCUGAUACAUGGAAAACAGAGACCGAUGACAUCAUCCGCAGAACUAGUCAAUUGUUCCCAGAAAUUGGAAAGGAGCCAGAAAUCCUCCGCGUGGCGUGCGGGCUGAGACCUAGUCGCCAAGGCGGUGUUCGCGUUGAAAAAGAGCAACGUGCUAAAGGAUUGCUUAUCCAUGUCUCUGGAUUGUCGGGCUACGGCUACCAAGCGGGAUAUGGGGCCGCUCGUCGUGCGGUCAGACUGGCUAAAUCGUAUAAACUUUAACUAUAAUCCAAUGUAUUCAUUGAAGUGUCAAGCGGAUUCUGAUUGACAUCAAAAAGAUAGUUUGGCAGACUGAACAUGUUUGGAAUUAAAGAGUCCUCGUCAUAGUAAAGUCCGUCGAGCAACGAAUCUUCGCUAUUAUUGGGAGUUUGUUUUCCAGACGUCGAAGAGGAACCCCAGAUCUGAUCCAGAAACUCUCUUUGCGGCUGAUCCGCAGCUGUUUUGUCGAUCGUGGGUCUUUCCAUCGAAACGCGAGUAUACGAUGAAAGAGAUUGGAAAUUUGGCAAUUUCGAAGACGCGGACCCGUCUUUUUUUGCCUUUGAUUUGAUUUCAUCAGCCAUUUGGAAAAAUUCAUCAAGAAAGUCUCCCACAUCUAGCUUGCUACGUUCCUGAAUGUUUGGAACAGAACACCAUACCGUGUAAAAAAGACAUCUGCUAAUUUUGUCCAUCGUCUGCCACUUAUGGUGGUUGGGGAGAGAGUUAAUAGCACCAACUGCAAAGUAGUUUUUGCUCACCCAAUACAGGAGUUGGACGUCUUCUACCACUUCCGGUGAAUUCGGGUUUUGCAAAACCUCCGCGAUCAGCGCAACAUAGGCGCACAUGAAAUAGUAGGUGGCAAAGUAAACGUAAGCCUGGUUGUUCUUGUCAAUCUUGUACGCAAUUUGCAAUAUCUGUCGAAUAGCAUUCAAACCAAUGUUUUCAAACCUGGCGUGUUGGUUGUCUCUGUUUGAAGACAAAUGUGAAUGUUUGUGGUCUGAGUACCAAUUAAGGCGCAGCAUGGUCUUCGAUAUAAUGAUCUGGAGCAAGUAGUACUUGAGAUUGUAGCUGAGGACCAAAAACGGAGGAAAGAUGCCAUCCGUCACAUUCGUCACCUUUGUCGGAGCCCCCAAAUAGAGAAACGUCUCACCCGGUCUAAUUCUUUUGGGGAAGCACAUUCUCCAACAUUCUAAAUCAUGAAGUAAUGACUCGAUAGUACUUGUAAUCUGGGACCUUGUUUUCCUGACCAGAGACGUAGCCGAAAACAGUUCCUGGUAUGUUCUCGACGAGAUGACUGCAAGAUCGUACGUGAGAUAGAGCUCAAAAGAAAAAUCUUGUUUAGUACUAUCCAGCAACGAUGUCAGCUUGGCGGUAAUUUUGUCCCUCAUGAUUUCUCUCUUGUGUCUUCCGUCUGGCAGUCGUUCGUAUGGCAUUGCCCAAAAUUCUUCAAAGCCAGGUAAUGGAGGCGUCGUGAUAUCUGUGUCAUUUAGGAUAGGGGGCAAGCCACUUUUCAGACAAACCUCCUUGUCUAGAGCGUAUGCCCUCCACCAUAAGUAGAUCUUCUGAUCCCUCCUGUCUUGAUUUCCUCCAAGAUAGCUCUCUUCCCUGUGCAGACCCAAUUCGAGUGCGGAUCUGGCAAACAAUGUAUUUGACAGUGUAUAUGCAUGCCGAUCCAUACAAAUAUCAGCAAUCGGGACUAGCAAAUAAAGAGCUUGUAGUCUCAAAAGGUUAGAAUGCGACACCGAGUGAUUUAGAAGUAAUUUCAGGCAGUUCUCAGAAAGUUUUCUUUCGAGUUCCUGCAGAUGAAUCAACGGCAUUGGGCACGGGAAAUUCAUCGUUCUUACCAGCUCGCUAGCUAAACAGCAGGAAUGGAGCAUAAUGCUAGUCAUGAGUAAAAUUUCUGAUGGAUGAAAUGCGUUCAGAGGUCGGAGGCCAUUUUGAUACUUGAGAUAUUUGUCGAAAAGCCCGUGCACUUCAGCGAUCUUCAUGGGAUAAAUGUUUUGAAAGAAAGGCUCGAUCGUUUUCAGAAGAUACUCAAUUACUUCUGCAGAUGGGAAGAUCUCCGAUGCUGUGCUGGGCAUUGUAUAAUUUUGACUUGGUUUCCCUUGUUGUUCUGCUUUCAUUAGUGUAAUGAUAUGACGACGCAAAACUUUGGUUGGUGUUUUAUCCGGGAGAAGGCUAUCAAGCCAUUUGAGACCUUUGGCUGAAAAUAAUGAAAAGGUGGUCAGAGGGCCAAAGUAUAAGUCUUCAAGGUCUGCCUGGUUUGCAUGGGAGUCUGCAACUGGCUCAAUAUUCGGCUUGUUAUUCUCGGGAGAGUUGCUAUCUCGAACAAAGCGUUCAUUGUCAGUCACUGUAUCGGGAUCCAGUUUAUUCAACAACGCAUGCACCAUGGAUUCAAUGAGAACUCCAAGAAGGGCUCAGUCGUCGCUCUCUAAUCCGUCUUCGGACCCCAUGGAGUCCACGCGGAAAAGGCAGAGCAAAAAAGACGACCAGAUUCGUAAGAAGAUAGAGCACGAUUUAAGAAAAAAGAACAAUGUCAGUAUGGUCUCGAACUUGGGCUCGCCACAAAAGCGUUCCAAGGGCAGUUCAGGCGCAGCUGGUACCGUGAUGUCGCUGAAACCUUCUGAAGCUGUUAUCUGCAAACCAACAAACACUGUCUACGAGGCAGCACAGCUCAUGUCUGUCACUAAAGAAAAUUGUGUAUUGGUGGUUGAUGAAGACGGCCUGCUUUCAGGUAUUUUCACGGCAAAGGACCUAGCAUUUAGAAUUGUUGGAGCCAAUCUUAAUGCUAACCAGACCACCAUCGAUCAGAUCAUGACUCCCAACCCAAUGUGUGCUAAGGUCUCUACUUUAGCUUCUGACGCGCUCUCUCUUAUGGUCAACAAGGGCUUCAGACACCUCCCUGUGGUCAACGAGGACAAUCAAAUAGUGGGUGUUCUGGACAUUACCAAGUGUUACAAUGAAGCAAUGACCAAGCUUGAGAGAAUGUACGAAAGCUCUAAAAGAUUGUACGACGCUAUGGAGGGCGUCACAGAAGAGCUCGGACCAGCUAACCAGCCCGUCCAUGUUAUCAAGUAUUUUGAGAACCUGAAAAACCUAGUGAGUGGGCCAACUUUGAACUCUGUUCUGUCGGAGAGAACUAUUCCUGUUUGUUGCGACAUCAAAACGACCGUUCAUGAAGUUGCAAUUCUGAUGAGGGACAACAGGACCACAGCAGUCUUGGUCAAGGACUCCAAAAAUAAGGACGAGGUGACGGGUAUAUUUACAUCAAAGGAUAUUGUUCUCAGAGUUAUUGCAGCUGGUAUAGAUCCAAGAACUUGCUCUGUGAUCCGUGUGAUGACUCCUAAGCCAUCUUAUGCCUUGGCUAGUAGUUCCAUUCACCAAGCUCUUAGACAAAUGUUUGAAGGUCGUUACUUGAAUCUUCCAGUUGUGGAUGACGACAACAGUGAGAUUGUGGGUGUCGUGGAUGUUCUGAAACUCACCUAUCAUACUCUGAACCAGCUUCAGUCCAUCCAAAUGAUCAACAACGGGGAUUCUGAUGCCGGAUCAAAUGAUGAAAAAGAGGGUCCCGCCUGGAAUAAGUUCUGGACAUCGCUGGACAACGACACCAGUUCUCUGCACUCGGCCUCGCUUGCUGAUGUAACUCAAUCUGAACUCGCUCAAUUCAAUGUUUCCACAAACGACGCUGUGAAGCCAUCUGAUUCAAUUUCAUUUUCAGGAGCUCCAGAGACGUCGUCUUCUGCUUUGAAAGCUCCCCAAGUGGAAGUUGACUUUGACGAGCCAGUCUUCUUCAAAUUCAAGUCUCCCCAGGGAAGAACCCACAGAAUCAGCUGCAAGCCUAGCGACGGCAUCCAGUCGUUAAGGGAAUUGAUUGCGUCUAAACUUUCCAGACAGGAGGUUAGAACUCUCCUAACUCCCCCAGAAGAUUCUGAAACUGGCCAAGUGUUCGAGCCUGCAGAGCAGUUUGCAAUCUCCUAUGUCGACGACGAAAAUGACUUGGUUGCUAUAACAUCUGAUCAGGACCUGAAAGACUGCAUCGUUGUGCUGACUAGCUUAAACAAAGAUAAGAUUAACUUGAUUGUUCACCACCCCGACCAGAAUGUGGACGUACCUUCUACUUUCAGUUCUGCCAAAACUACUAGCGCUAUCCAAGGUCUGCCAAACGACACUGUACGCGAAUUGAUCUUGCCCGGUGUGUUAUUUGCGCUUGCAGCCUCAGUGGUGGUGGCCUUUACUAUAUCUCGGAAAUGA